Molecule: messenger RNA, 3039 nt
Organism: Nerophis lumbriciformis (worm pipefish)
Lineage: Eukaryota; Metazoa; Chordata; Actinopteri; Syngnathiformes; Syngnathidae
Source: RefSeq, a predicted model, not a curated record
AUGGAUUCCUACCACGUUUUGGCUCAAGUGGGGCAGGGCUCAUUUGGUCGAGUUCAUAAAGGAAUGAAAAGGUUUACUGGCCAAGUGGUCGCGCUGAAGUUUAUGCCAAAGAUGGGACGUUCAAGUAAAGAACUGCAAAGUUUAAAGAAAGAAAUCGAUAUUAUGAGUAACCUUCAACAUCCAAACAUUGUGAAAUUUCUUGACAGCUUUGAAACUGAAACAGAGGUUGUAGUGGUGACUGAAUACGCAGAAGGUCAAUUGUUUCAGAUCAUUGAAGCUGACGGUUCUUUACCAGAAAGUCGGGUUUGUGAGAUUGCCUGCCAGCUGGUCUCAGCUCUGUAUUAUUUGCAUUCCCGCCGCAUUCUUCAUCGAGACAUGAAACCACAAAAUAUCCUUUUUGAUAAAAAUGGUGUGGUUAAACUGUGUGACUUUGGGUUUGCAAGGGCAAUGAGCAUUUCCACCAUGGUGGUGACUUCUAUUAAGGGAACACCUCUGUACAUGUCACCUGAGUUAGUGGCUGAGAAGCCUUAUGACCACACUGCUGACCUCUGGGCAUUAGGCUGCAUUCUUUAUGAAAUCCAUACAGGGUUGCCCCCGUUCUGUGCUGAUUCAAUCUUCCAUUUGGGUCAGCUUAUUGUGAAAAACCCCAUCGUAUGGCCAGACAAUAUGAGCAGCACAUGCACGAGUUUCCUGAAAGGUUUGCUCAUCAAAGACCCUCAGAAACGACUGUCGUGGCCACACCUGCUGCAUCAUCCUUUUGUUGCCGAUGGUGUUCAAGUGAUACCAGACGCAGAUGUUUUCAAUCCUCUGACAGCAACACUUGACCCAGACAUGUUGGCACUGAAACUGAAACAAAUGGCAGAAAAGACAUCGCCAGAUUCUGGAGACAACAGGAUAUUUCGAAAGAUUCGGGAGCAAAGAAGCAAGACGAACACAAAGAAUAAGGGCGAGAGUGAUAAAAUAACUGAAAGUGAGGAAUUCUGGGAGAAACUUGCUGAGGAGACUGAUCCAAACCGACAAAACCAAGGAUUUUCAAAAUCAAAAGACAGGACUGUUAUUUCUAAACUGAAAUCCACCAUUUUAAGGUUUAAGCAGCAGCUAAGAGAUGGUGUCCUAACAGAUACGUAUCACAUUGGCCUUACGCUGAAGGUCCUUCAGAACCUGCUUCUGACCUCUGACAUUGCCACUACAAACCACAUUGGCAGUGACCUUGGCUUGCCAUGUUUCCUCUUUGACUUGGUUCGCAAUUCUGUGGAAAGUGCGCGAUUCAUUCAGCUGCCGUGGAGUCUUCAAACACUUGGAGAAAUGAUCGCUGCACUGCUGAUCUACUGGGAGAAGAACCAGGAUUGGUUAGGGGAGGAAAAAAGACCAGAAAAUUUAGUGGAGCCAUUCAUAACCAUUCUCAAUCAAGAAAACCUCCAUGCUUUAGCUCCUCUGGCUGCUUCUGUUUUGUCCCUGUUUGCUAAACACAAGGUUGCUGUCAAUGUUGAUGUGGCCUUGCUCAGUUCCUUGUUAAAACAACAAGUAUCUGCUUUAAAUCAGCUCCAACUUCCACUCCCGUCAGGCUGGGGUCUCUGUGAUGGCCUCUUGUCUUUACUUCUGCAUACACUUUCUGAGCACGGUGGUGGAUUUUCAUGUUUGGAUCCACGUACAUUUUAUUAUCUUUGGAAAAGGACUGGAACCUCAUUAGCGUGGACGACGCCAGACAUGGAAUUUUGUUCGACAAACGGACUUUAUUUUCUCAUGUCUGCCACACUGUUGUUCUUCUGCAAUGAUCCCUAUUCAUAUGUUACACUUUUUUGUGAGAGCAAAUCGACAUUUGUCUACACUCUUGGCUGGGUGCUCAGCCCUGAAUGUCUCCCUUUGUUUGUCAAAGGCAAUCCAGUGAAAUUGGAGGAUCUAACACAUGAGAGUUUUAUCCAGUUGAGUUGCCAGUUCCUUUGCCUUCCAUUUGCUUUGGACCUGACUGCAUACAACAGCUCCAGGAUUCUGCAAUUGUAUGACAGCUGUGGUGUGGUUCAAGGGCUUCUUCAGGUGAUUCAAACGCUUCCUCUUUCACUAGUGGAGCUACCACUGUCACUUCUCCGCCGCUUGUUGCUGUGUGACCGUCAACGCUCUCUUUCCCGUCUCAGUAAAGAUGCGAAUGGCUUUUUCUCUCAAUCGGGUCAGCGCAUACCGAGCAGAACCGCCAGUUCUUUGCUCAAUGAUUUUCUGAAGCGGAAUGACCUGGGAGACUCUGCUGUAGAACUUCUAUCUCUGCUAUACCUGCUUACCUGUUUUUACCCUAACUCUAGUUAUCUUGAGCUUCACCUUGAUUCUUCUGUGUUGCAUCAGGCGCUCGCUCACUCCUAUGAUCCGAUAAAAGCUGCUACUUGUAAGGUUUUGGGAAAUUUGUUUCCAUUCAAGUCUCCCACUCUGCCUAAUAUAAAUCCGGACAUAUUUAAAAGCAUGAUAGAUCUUCUAAAAGACUCCAAUGUCUAUGUGCGGCAGGCAGCUUGCUUGUCCGUUGGGAAAUGGUUAGGUUAUAUUGCGGGGGAGGCAGGCUUUAACGUGGGUAGACCCAAUCAAAGCGUAGGCAGCGCUACAGAGUCCCUCAAAGUGAAGGACAAUGAUGAACACAAGGGUUCAGAAUGGGAGACAGGUAUCACCAUGGGGACAGUUGAGAUGAGAAGGUGGCUUGAAGACAUCAGAAUGACUGGAGCCACACUGGCAGGACUGACCUCUGACCCUAAUGCUCACACUCGUCUCCACGCCUGCGCUGCCCUGGGAAACCUGCUGCAUGCUGUAGGGGACAUUCCAGAGUUGCUGGAAGAGAGUGUGUCGAGAUUACUUUUAAGAGCUGCAUGCACAGAUUCCCACAAGGCUGUGAGAGAAGCCGCCAUUGCAACUUUAAGCUUGUAUGCACAGCGGGACUCAAUGCUACAGGUUCUGAUAUCUCUAAAUGUUGAAAAAAAGCUGCUUCACGCGACCCAACACUCACCUUCGGAAUGUGACUAUCUUCCUCUCAUCAGACAAAUAAGGCAAAUGAGAGAAUUGUAG